GAGAGAGAGAGAGCGAGAGAGAGAGAGAGAGCGAGAGAGAGACGACCUGAUUCCCAUCGGCUCCUCCUGUUGUUUUAUCUUCAGGAAUACUGGAUUACUUUCGGCUCUGCGGCUCUAACCGACACGGUCGGGUGGCAGCAUGUCAGACUGGUGUUGAGGUGUGAGAUGAACCAUGGAGCCACACUGGAGGCAGGUCAGUAGCCAGGACAGCAGCAGCCACCACAUCUACAGCAGGAGAGGACCCGGGAGCAUGCAGCCCGACCCCCAGUAGGAGCAAGUGGACCUGGUCCUGUCCUCUUCACCUGGGACCAGGGCUGCAGAAUGCUCAGCCCUGCUGCCCCUUACAGUCUGUUGAAGAUGCACUGGUCUCCGGAGCACACUGCCCCUUUAUCUCAGUGGCCUGAGCAGCACCUAGACGUCACGUCUACCACGUCGCCCCAGUCUGCCCUCAAACAAGACCCCUACACUAGUGUUGCGCGACGCGGCUACGCCCCUGCAGGUUAUCCCUGGGCCAGUGAUGACAUAUCAGCCCUCACUGCUUCUUCACUGCUCAAACGCUAUGCUGAGAAAUACUCUGGCCUGGAAUUGUCGUAUGAACGCCCUCCUACAGGUUCCUACUCAGAGUCAGGAACUUUCCUGAAAACUGAAUCGGAGCCCUGGGCUAUAGGUCAGGGUAUGGAAUGCUACCCUGGACUGGAGGCCCUGAGUGGCUCCAAAGUGGGCUCUGCCUCUGUGGGAAUCCCAGCCACUGGAAGUGUAACGGUGGUGAGCAGUAACUUAGCCUCAGAACCAGGCUAUAGUGGCACCGGCUCUUGCAACGUUCCUCCGUCUCAGGAAUACCCUCCUUCCUACAGUAGCACCUAUCUGCCCUCAGGAUACUGCCCACAGCCCAGCACAGCACUUCCACCUGCCCCUCUACACUCUCUGCAGGCUGCACCUACUCUAGUGACCAGCUACAGCGCCAGCACACCUGUCUACAACUACCCACCAGGUUGCUACCCGCAGUCCGGCCUGUCCUCUGGAUACACCCACCCUAGUGCCUCCUACCUUUCCUCAGGAAUAAGUGCUCCCACUCCUCUGACCCCUAGGCCCACAGUGGUCGGGGGCAGUUACAGCUACCCAUCCCACAGCCUUGGAGGAACUUCUGAUGGAGGAGUGCAGCUAAAACGCAAAGCCUUUGAGAUGACGGAGGAUGUACAAGGGGAAGCAGAGGUGGAGGGAUCGCGCUACAAAAAGUUUGGCAAUGGCCAGAGCAAAGGUAGCGGGCAGGGAAAUGGCUACAAUAUUAGUGGCUUGGCCUCCGACCCACAGGCCUACAAAUCUGCAAAGCCUCUGAUCUCACCUCCUUAUGGCGGAGCAGGAGACUUUAGCCCACCGUCAGGUCUAGCAGUUGAGAGGGUAUCAGGGGAGCACACUUUUCCUCAGCCAUCAAGAAUGAAGAUACCUGCACCUCACACACGAGCAGAGGACCCCACUGGUGGUCGCUGAUAAUCCCUUAAAUUAAUUUGCAAGUAAACCCAUAUGGACACGUGUAAUACCUCUACCAAACACUAGAGGGCACAAUACCUCUACUUGUACAUCAUGUCCAUCACUUGUUUCCAAAGAUUCAAAUGGACAUUUUGGCCUCUAAGGUUGAGAUGAGUGUUGGGGGGUUGGGUCGAGCCAUUCUCCACAUAGAUCGCAUCAAGAUCGCCUGUGUCUGUUUUUCUCAGGAUCUUCUUCAUUUCUGCUCAGCCACAGUGAAAGCAGCAUCACAACCUGCUUUGGUAAAGGCCCUGGAAAUAAAAAAUCAUAACUGACCAAAAAAAAUGAAACUGACAAAUAAAUGAAACGUUGAGAUUACCAUGCAACUUUAGCACAAUCACCGCAAGGCUUUGUGCAUCACCUGACCUCAAAAAAUGAUUGUUUUUAUUUCUCACCUCAUUGUUUAAUUUCUAAUGUAGAACUCUGCCCUUUCUACUUUCUACAUUUAUUGUUGGAAGCUUUGGUUUUGUCCCCUUUGGUCAAACAAAGCUGCUUAUCAAGUAGAAGGAAAGAAGUUUUAAAAGAUCAAUUUAAACUCUUUACAUUUUAAUGUAAUAAAAGAAGGCUAAGUUAAACAUAAAAACUGGACAAAUGAAAAUUGUAUCUUCAUCUUUUAUCAUUUCAACAAUAAGACAUUUAGCAGUUGAUGAUGGACAGAAGGAAGCGGUUAAAAGAGCUUAGAAUAAACAUAUGACGUACUCUCCAGUCUGUCUCAUGCCUUGUCUUUAAUAUUUAAGAUUCUUUCAAAAUAAAGUAAUAUGGCACUUCAUAACAAAAGCAUAAACUGCUAACAUUCAAAUCUUUUUGAAUUUGCAUAAACGUUGAAAGUCACAGUUUGAGAGUCCUGCAGCUUUCUGUGGAGAAUGAGUGAGUGCCUCGUAACACUUUUCGCUCAAUGUAGUAAUUCUUUAUGAAGAAUUGCUUUUUUUUUUUACUAUGAUUUACUUCUUUUUUUAUAUGCAAUCUCUGUUCUUAAGCCUCUCAGAAGGAUGAUUAAUAGUCGUGAAUACUCAGGAAGAAAACUGUUACCUCAGAAUGAUAUAAGAAGAAUGUAUGUUAUGACCUUAGGGUGUUGGUAGCGAGCUUUAUGGAGCACGAUUUAAAAGUGUUUUUUUUUUAUGGAGCCAUGGCUAAAACUUCAGGGAAACUAAGAAACUGACAAGGCCUUUAGUGAUAUCAAACAUCCGUGCACAAACACCCUCAGCUUCUUUUUUGUUUUUAUCUCUGGGAAACUUGAAGUUUUUGUACCAAGGCCUGAAACGUUGAAUGUAAUUCAGAUUUUUUUUGUUUUUAAGGACAAUACAUGCCAUAAUGUUCAUCGAUGAUGUUUUAGAUAUAUGAAACUUGUUUUCUUUGUGUAUAGAUGUAAUUCUCAUAUAGGAUUUGGUGGAAAAAAAAAACAUUGGCAUGUUGUGUUAGUGUAGUUAGUGUUGGCAAAACAGUUCAGCUGACAAACAAAAAGCACUCCUGAAAAAUGAAAACCCAAACGUCCUUUCUGACGGAAAUGUUUAUAAAGACAGCCUUCACCUCUCAUGUCAGUUCAUUAGAAAUUUUUAACCAAAACUGAAAGCAACUCAAAGCAAAAAAAUAAAUAAAUAAGGCAAAAAAAUAAAAUAAAACAAGGAUGCUUUUAAUAGUUAAACUUAGGCUGAUAUGCAGCACCUGAAAUUUGCUGGGAUGAAAAAUGUAUUUUGACGUCCCUUUGGGAGACGUACAUUUAAAAAAGUUUUAAACCAAAAGUUCCUUUUAAAAAAACGAGCUAAGAUGAAAAAAGAACUCUUAGGUAUACAAUACUAACAUGUUGCCCCUAAUUCUUUAAAAUUUUAAGCGCUUAAGCUACAAGAAGUAAAUGCUCUUCAAAGUCGCACAAAGAACAUGUGCUACAUUAACUACAACAGCUUUUUAUUGGUUUUGCUCUGAAUAAUAGAAGUCAAAGAUUAAUUUCUGUGUUAUUUUGGUUAUUUAGUUGUACUUUUGACAUAUUUUGUACAUUCUCUGUAACCAUUUCUACCUCAAUUUGAAGACAUUGUACAUGAAAGUGUUUAUUUCAUGUCAUUUCUACACCAGUUUGUGGAGCAGUGUUUUUAAUGCUUGACCUGUUAUAGUCUACCUCACUAAAAACUGUCCUGUCAUGGAAAUAAAAGUAUAUAUAAACAGCC
This is a messenger RNA of Nothobranchius furzeri (turquoise killifish), 3683 nucleotides long. NCBI's taxonomy places the organism in Eukaryota, Metazoa, Chordata, Actinopteri, Cyprinodontiformes, Nothobranchiidae. The record is from RefSeq and is a predicted model, not a curated record.